GCCCUCCCCACACAGGCGGUGGAGAGGCUGCUCUGCUGCAAUGUCACCAGCGUCACUGCCACUGCAGCCUGCUGGCAUCUGCCGCUGCUGCAGGCUCCGGGGCCACCAGGCACUGUGUGAAGCAGAGACGCGGCCGGCCACAUGGGCAGCACCAUGGAGCCCCCCGGGGGUGGGUACCUGCACCUGGGCGCUGUGACAUCGCCAGUGGGCACAGCCCGUGUGCUGCAGCUGGCCUUUGGCUGCACCACCUUCAGCCUGGUGGCCCACCGAGGCGGCUUCGAUGGCGUCCAGGGCACCUUCUGCAUGGCCGCCUGGGGCUUCUGCUUCGCGCUCUCGGUCCUGGUGGUGGCUUGUGAGUUCACCCGGCUGCACAGCUGCCUGCGCCUGUCCUGGGGAAACUUCACAGCAGCCUUUGCCAUGCUGGCCACGCUGCUGUCCGCCACAGCUGCGGUCAUCUACCCACUGUACUUCACCCAGCUGGAGUGCCCACCCGAGCCCGCGGGCUGCACAGCCAGGGACUUCCGCCUAGCAGCCAGCAUCUUCGCCGGGCUCCUCUUCCUGGCCUAUGCCACGGAGGUGGCCCUGACCCGGGCCCGGCCAGGCCAGGUGGCCAGCUACAUGGCCACAGUGUCGGGACUCCUCAAGAUCGUCCAGGCCUUUGUGGCCUGCAUCAUAUUUGGGGCGCUGGUCCAUGACAGCCGCUACGGGCGCUACGUGGCCACCCAGUGGUGUGUGGCCGUCUACAGCCUGUGCUUCCUGGCCACAGUGGCCGUGGUGGCCCUGAGCGUGAUGGGCCACACGGGGGGCCUGGGCUGCCCCUUCGACCGUGUAGUGGUGGUGUACACCUUCCUGGCUGUGCUCCUCUACCUCAGCGCUGCAGUGAUCUGGCCCGUCUUCUGCUUCGACCCCAAGUACGGUGAGCCUGGGCGCCCCCCCGACUGCCUGAGGGGCAGCUGCCCCUGGGACAGCCAGCUGGUGGUGGCCACCUUCACCUAUGUCAACCUGCUCCUCUACGUCGCCGACCUGGCCUACUCCCAGAGGAUCCGCUUCGUGCCUACCUUGUAGCCCGACAGGCAGCGGCCCACCCACCUCUGCUCUCCACGGGCUCAGGCACCAUGAGGGGACCCAGGUGAACCCAGACCUCCAGGGACAAGCCAGAGGGAGGCAGCCAGUAGAGCCAUGGCUGGGCUUCUGGCCGUGCUCAGCAGCUCAGCUCAGGGAGGGGCGGAGGGGGGACAGAACAGGUCUCAGAGCCCUGAACAGGUCACGGGGAAGGAGUCUCUGCCAGGCAACUCCCAGCCCCUCUCUCUCCCUCUCUGUCUAUCUCUCUGUCUUUGUCUCUGUCUGUCUCUCUCCAUCUCUCUUCAUUUGCUGGCACACCCUGCCUCAGUGCUGGCCACUGUAACACAUGAGAAGACUUUGAAGCAGGCGCUGUUGUGACCCACUUUGCAGAUGGGGACCCUGAGGCUAGGGUUAAGAAGUUGGCUCCAAGCGUCCAUAAAUGUCUGGAGACCACAUUUGGGCUGAGUAAACUAAGUAGUGUGGAAAAGGAGCGUGGUGAGCCUGCACUUCCUCUAGCCUUGAAGGGGCAGUUCCUGGAACCCUGGAAGGACAGCUAUCCAAGCAAGGCCCUGCUGGGGCAUCUGUGCCAACUCGAGGAGGAGCUGGGAAUCAGGACCCCGCCUUGCCGCCUCUGAGUGGCCACAGCUUUGGAAGCUGAGCAAGGACUCUGGUGUGGUCACACAGGGCAGCCUCAGCAAGCUGGAGACAGUGCAGGCUUGGAGGGACCCAUGGGGCCGGCAACACUGACAAGAGCAGAGCAUGCUAAGGAGAAGCUGGGUUCCCACCCAGGCAGGGAGCCACCACUGGGCCCCCGCUGUCUGCCUCGACGCGGCAGCUUCUGCAGUGCCUGCCAUGGGCCCCGGGGGGCUGGCCUAGGGCAGCCCUGACCCAGGGGAGGACCAGUCUGGGGCAGCCACUGGGCACCAGGCAUCACCCUGGUGCUCACAGGCCCACCACCUCUGUUCAAGUGUUCAUUUGCCUGGCUGCCAACCACGAGGGCCUGCUGGGGCCAUUGCCCUCCACACUCCAGGCAGCUUCUCCCACUCAAGAACCCAGACUGGGCCAGCCCAGAGCAGCCCACUAGCUGCUGAAGCACAACAGCCGCUCAGCCCAUAGGCUGGCCCCUGGCCUUGAGCAGAAAAUAAACACCAACGCUGAUUUGCA
Molecule: messenger RNA, 2226 nt
Organism: Balaenoptera ricei (Rice's whale)
Lineage: Eukaryota; Metazoa; Chordata; Mammalia; Artiodactyla; Balaenopteridae
Gene: MYADML2
Product: myeloid associated differentiation marker like 2
Exons: 1
Coding region: 142-1065 (307 amino acids)
Cellular component (GO): membrane
Source: RefSeq, a predicted model, not a curated record